This is a messenger RNA of Euleptes europaea (tarantolino), 1296 nucleotides long. RefSeq names its product serine/threonine/tyrosine kinase 1 (gene STYK1). The transcript is spliced from 9 exons. Gene Ontology annotation, molecular function: transmembrane receptor protein tyrosine kinase activity; ATP binding. The coding region runs from base 1 to 1296 and encodes 431 amino acids. NCBI's taxonomy places the organism in Eukaryota, Metazoa, Chordata, Lepidosauria, Squamata, Sphaerodactylidae. The record is from RefSeq and is a predicted model, not a curated record. Gene Ontology annotation, cellular component: signaling receptor complex. Gene Ontology annotation, biological process: multicellular organism development; cell surface receptor protein tyrosine kinase signaling pathway; positive regulation of kinase activity.
AUGUCCCAAAAAAUCAGGAGGUUAUCGCGGAUGCUGCUGGAAUGUCAGAACAACGACAAACUGUGCAUCAUACGGGAGAAUCAGGCUGAACUAAUAGUCGUCCCAGUCCUCUUAGUGGGUGUCUUUGUUGUUGUCUUAAGCGUCAUACUUUGGCUACAUUACCGCAACUGGAAGAUAAGACAUCAGACCUUCCCAGGGUCUGAAGAGAAAGCUGCAGUCCCAGUAUCGGAAGAUAAGAAAAGGCAGGGGAAAGCCAGCCCGUUAGAACACACCUCCAUCCAGCUAAGUGGGACGACUAUGGAUUGCUUGCUAAGAACAGCAGCCUUAACCUUGAAGGAACUGGAGAUUCCACGAGAGAAAAUCUCCCCGGAGUCCCUGGAGUUUAUUCGGAAUGGGAGCUUUGGGGGAAUCUACAGAGCAGAACUGGACACCGCCAGUCCGGGGAAAACUCAGCUGGUCAUCUUGAAAGCGUUACAAGAAUCAGCCACCUCUCAUGAGAUGAAAGAGUUUCUGGAAAGGAUUAAAUUCCAACAGUUCCUUGGUCCCCAUGAAAACAUAGUCAAGUUAUUAGGGUGUUCUGUCACCCAGAUGCCUCUUUACAUGAUAUUAGAGGAUGCUUCCAAUGGAAAUCUUCUCAACUUCCUUUGGACCUGCCGCAGGGAUGUAGUGACCAUGGAUGGUUUGCCUUUUGACCUUACGGAAAGGCAGGUGUAUAAAAUUGGACAACAAAUUGCAUCAGCUCUGGAUUUCCUCCAGCAAAAGAAGCUGUUCCACGGGGACGUGGCGGCCAGAAAUGUUCUCAUCGGUCGCGACUUUACCGCCAAGCUCUGCAAGCUGGGUCUGGCCUACAGAAGCCACACCUGCGUACCCAGCACCGCGAUGCACUCCGUCCCGCUCAAGUGGCAAGCUCCCGAGCGGCUCCUGAAGAAGCCGCCCAGCAUCAAGUCAGACAUAUGGUCCUUCGGCAUCUUACUGUAUGAGAUGAUCACGUUAGGAGCGCCACCGUUUCCAGAAGUUCCCCCGUCGGAUAUCUUGCAGCACCUUCACAAGAGGCACAUCAUGAACAGGCCUUCCACUUGUCAGCCAGCCAUGUACAGCAUCAUGAAGUCCUGCUGGUACUGGACUCCGACAGACCGCCUAUCUCCCAAGGAGCUGAUCUGGUGGAUACAAACAGCAAUCAAGACCAGCAACGACCAGGCCGUACUUCAAGUCCCUGAGCUGGUGGUGCCAGAAUUGUAUGCGAAUGUUGCCGGAAUUGACGUGGGAGACCUUGCAGUUGACUACACAGUGUUCUGA